AAUGAUUCACGGGAAGUGUAGAAGUUGCUUUUUAUUGAGAAAAUAAUAUUGGGAAUCCCAAAUGUUACCGGGGCUUUCCCAUAUAUUUCAGAUGUGACGAAUGUACAAAUUGAGUAUGUUGCAGAAACCAUGUCCUUCAAUACUGCUUUUUCUUGCGUUCUGAAAGAGUCUACCGGUGCUUUUUGGUUUAUUUGUCUACUGUAAACUAACCGUGAAGUGUUGUUUUGUAUACGGAAUUCCAGGGGAAAGCUUCUAUUAAACAAUCAUCUAAUAAUUUCACUAUUUUUGCUAGAGGUGUUCAUAUCAUAACUAUGGCAGAAGGGGACUCAAUGAGUAUGAAUUAUCUUGAAAAUGUUAACACUACAGAUCUUGUGGAAAUGCUAGGAGACGCAGCUUCUUUAUCAGAGAUGUUGUCAGCACCUUUUGGCUCCAAAAGUGCUGAACUUGAAAUUCUGGAGCAGCCCAAACAGAGAGGAUUUCGUUUUCGAUAUUCAUGUGAAGGUCCUUCUCAUGGUGGCCUGCCUGGUGAAAAUUCCGUCAAGGGAAAGAAGACAUCCCCUACUGUACAGAUUGUGAAUUAUCAUGGAAAAGCUCGAGUGGAAGUUUCAUUGGUGACAACAUCUGAUCCACCAACUCCUCAUGCUCAUAGCUUAGUAGGGAAGAAUGUAGAUGGAGCAUGUGUAGUUGAAGUUAGUGAAGACACUGGAAUGACUGCAGUUUUUCAGAAUUUGGGAAUUCAGCAUGUGACCAAGAAAAAUGUCAAAAAUGUGUUGAAAGAGAGACAUCUUAAACGACUAAGUCUUGAGAAGACAUCUAUAAGUCAAUCAUCCAAUUUGUUGUUGAAUGUACAUACAAAUGUUGACAGUGAAAGAAUUGCUGAAGUGAUCACAAAUGAAGAAAUUGCGAAGAUCGAUCGAAUUGUAGAACAAGAAGCCAAAAACAUGAAUCUUAGUUCAGUACGGCUUUGUUUUCAAGCUUAUUUACCGAAUGAGAACGGAUAUUUUGAAACAUGUCUCAAUCCAGUUUACUCGAAUCCAAUAUAUGAUUCAAAGGCGGCCGCUGCAGCCGAACUGAAAAUUUGUCGAGUUGAUAAGCAAUCAGGUUUCGUUCAAGGCGGUGAAGAAGUUUUCUUACUAUGUGAUAAAGUACAGAAAGAAGACAUUGAAGUACGAUUUUAUGAAGAACAUACUGAUGAUGAUAUUGCAAACAUAAAAGAACCCUGGGAAGCAUUAGCAAAGUUCUCGCAUACUGAUGUUCAUCGACAGUUCGCAAUUGUUUUUAAAACACCGGAAUACUGGAAUACGGCUAUAGAAAAACCCGUGACAGUUUUAAUGGAAUUACGACGAAAAAGUGACAACGAACGAAGCGCACCUUUUGAAUUUGUUUACAAGCCACGAGAAUUUGAUACUGAUCAGAUUGGUGCAAAACGACGAAAAACCAUUCCAUAUUUCGACCAAUCAGCGCCAACUACUACACAGGCCAACGAUGCUGCUUCUGGGCCUUCAGCAGCUGUGACGUCAUCGGCGGCAAAUCCCUCUUUCAUUAAUCCAAAUUUUUUCAAUCCUUAUCCUGCGUUUGCUGGUCUUCCAUUUCCUGGGUUAUUUGGCAAUACUUUUCCAAGUCUAUCUUCAUUUCCUCCAUUGUUUGGUAUUCCCGGGGCAGAUGGAACGCAGCAACAACAAUAUCAAGUUCCAGAAGGACAAGAGUCAUCGAGCAGCAGUAAUGUUUCGUAAUGCAAGCUUUUGUUUAGAUAGUUUUUCAUAAUAUAUACAGAGCUGGAAAAAAUGCAUUUAUGAAAAGGAAAAACUAAUCAGAACUAAGCGAAGUUAUCGAUUGGAAAAUCUUGUCUUCUGUACUUGUAAAAACAUGUCUUUGAAAGCAUACCAACCUAGUUUGCAGAAAAUUGGAGUAAUGUCUCUAUUUCCAUACCUCUUGGUCCGUGUUAUGAACCUGGUUUCUCUGUACAUAAAUAAUGACGCAGGAAACCUGUUAAAAUUACUCCAAUGGUUUGGAAAUUCUGUGUAUAAAAUACGCAAUAGUUUUGCAUGAACGUCCGAUUCGUACUUAUUUUGUAAAUAUAAAAGUGGUUGAAAAGCACUAAAACAUUGUCAAACUUUCUCCACUGUAAGCUGAACGUGUAAAAAUAAUGCUAUAAUGUGAAAAAGAAGCAUUUGUUCUCGCAAAUUAAAGUCAAUAUUUGUUACUGCCUAA
Xenia sp. Carnegie-2017 is the source of this 2211-nucleotide messenger RNA. Its product is annotated as nuclear factor NF-kappa-B p100 subunit-like. The transcript has 12 exons. Gene Ontology annotation, cellular component: cytoplasm. Gene Ontology annotation, molecular function: DNA-binding transcription factor activity; DNA binding. Lineage: Eukaryota; Metazoa; Cnidaria; Anthozoa; Malacalcyonacea; Xeniidae. The record is from RefSeq and is a predicted model, not a curated record. Bases 312 to 1733 code for a protein of 473 amino acids. Gene Ontology annotation, biological process: canonical NF-kappaB signal transduction; cellular response to stress; response to cytokine.